AGUGUAGUCACUGAUUUCAGCCGAGAUUGUCCAUGAUGUCAACAUUUCUCAGACGAGAUAGAGACGAUGUACCGAUUGUCCAUGCUGUCAACAUUUCUCAGACGAGAGAGAGACGAUGUACCGGUUUUACACCUCAGUGCAAUACAACCAAACUGCACUGCCAAGAGGACAUCCAAUUUCUGGCUGCCUGUCAGCUCAGACUGGGACACUUUGUGUUCAACAACUGUGGUGGUGCUGCAGUCAACAUUGAAUCCAGAAGCUCCAGAAUUUCAAAGGUAUGGAAAAGGCAUAUCCAGUGGAUCAGCAUCACUCAUAAAUCUUCAUGCACAAGGGUCAGUUGAAAAUUUUUGUGGAAAAGUAUUUAGUUUGGCUGUGUUCCAAAGUAGAAUGUGAAGUUAUGUAAUCAUUUUACAUAUAGACAUUUGACUGGCUGCUGUGUUUCUAUAAUACUAGCAUACACAGACAGCUGCCCAGUUAUGAAAUAUGUAUAGUAAUUGAAUAUAAUUCAUACAUCACUUCCUCCACCCUUUCCCCUCAGUCCUCUUUCCCUUCUCUCUCCUUCAUCUCAUCCUUUCAACUG
Molecule: messenger RNA, 580 nt
Organism: Schistocerca serialis cubense
Lineage: Eukaryota; Metazoa; Arthropoda; Insecta; Orthoptera; Acrididae
Exons: 5
Coding region: 67-393 (108 amino acids)
Source: RefSeq, a predicted model, not a curated record